AAGAAGGAGGGUCCAGUUACAGAGGGAUGACUGACUGCAGGACAGGAGGGCUCCACAGAAUGCAGCUAGCUCAACCCACCAGGUGCAAGCAAAAUGGGAUGGUAAUGAUCAUCAGAUAUUUAAUAGCACAUACACGUGACAGGAAAGGCUCUAUAGUGAUAAGUGAUAAAGUAAGACUGAUGCUGUGUAGAGGCAGCAUCACAGCAGACUUUGUGUAGAUAGAAUCAGUUGAAAAUAUUGUAAUUUAGUUGUAUUUAAAGCUGCAGUAAUCCAUAUAUUUAAAGUAACAAUGAGAAAGAAUCAUUGUGUUGUAAAGGGGUCUCUAACAACUGAGAAUUUUAGCAUCUUUCAGCUCACUGUUUGGGUUUACAGGCCCAGUGUUCCAAUUAAUGUUUACUUUCACUGCUCUUAUUUUCCAUACUCUCAUCCCUCAUGCUUCAGUCUGUAAAAAUGUGUAAAAAAUUUUGCAUUUUGCAAUCAAACAUCACCAAACAGCCAACGGACUUAGCUAGUCACAAUGGUGAAUGUAUGUGGAGCAUUUCAGGGACCGGUGGAGACCAAAAACAGAGCCAAAUGGAGAGUAAAAACUGAGCUUCUACCCACCAGGUGGCCAAAAACAGGACUCCAAAUGUGUAACACGGUUGAACUCAGUAUACUGGCUGUAUAUCACAGGAGUCUUUAGUCAACAUGCUGAACACCUUAACAUAAUACAUUGAUGACUUGUCAUGGUUGUGCUUACAGCUUUUUGCUUGGAUCCAAUGUUAAAAGCUUCAAACCUCCAAAUUUGGAGGUUUCAGCUUCACUUCUAGGUUAAAGCCUCUAUUGUUCAUUAUUAUGUUGAUGUAUAAUCAAUCAAUACUAGAUGGCCUCUUUAAAAAAAACUCUGUUGAAGGGAAAGUUCCUUUAAGUUGUCUUUAAAACAGAUUUUGAGGUGUAUGUUUUUUGCAUUAUUUCUAAAUUGACUGAUUCUACAAUUUUCAGAGAAUUUUAACACAUUUUUGUUUUUUUUUGUGCCUGGGGAACUAUAUUAACACUACACUUUAUAUUGUGAUUUGUUUCCAAGCAUAUAUUUCUAUGCCUUACUCUAUGCCUGACAAAGAUCUUUUGGCCUUUUGGAUUGUAAAACAAAGGGAUGAUGUUUAAAAAAGAGAGAGAAAUAUUAAUAGGACUCAGUUCAAGCCAAGCUCUACUGAGAUGACUAAACUGGAAAGACAGAUUGUUCGAGUUGUUUUUUUAUUAGAGAUGAUCUCUGCAGAAAAUAUCAAAAAUGUCCAUUGUGUGACUUCAAUUUCAUUAUUUAAAAAAACAUGUUUCAAGUGAGUAUGGAGUAACUCAAAAAAUUGCAGAAAGGUAAACUGAAAACGUUUAGUACAGUUUCAUUACAAGACCUGACAGCUUGCUUUGACAGACCUUCAGGUGUAGGUAACACACCUCCUGUUCUGAGCUGACCCCUCCCACAUCCUGCAUACCUGUAUAUUAGCUCACCUGUAGCAUCAGCAGCACAGAGCCUCCUGUAAUCCUCUGGACCCUACCUGUGCAUCUUUCUAAAGAAAAAGCUGCUCUAUCUUUCAUCUGAACAAGGAGCUGUCUGUCCCCUGCUCGCUCCUUUGUAGUGUUGUGGGAACGGUGUUGCGAGGAUCAGCUUCCCAUCAUGUCCUCCAGCAUGUCAGUGAGGAGUUUCUCCAUGGGCCGUCAGCCUUCCUUCUCCAGCCGUUCUCUGAUGGACACAGGCCGCUCUCGCUCCAGGGCUUCCGUCUCUUUCGCAGCAGCCAGCCCGCUGAGCCGCUCGGCCUCCAUCAGCCAGGAUCUCAACGGGCCAAGCAGCCUGCAGCUCAACGGACUUCACGGCAACAGCGCCAAUGAGAAGGAAGCCAUGCAGAGUCUCAACAGCCGCCUGGCAAACUACCUGGACAAGGUGCGUUCUUUGGAGCGCUCCAACGCAGACCUGGAAAUGAAGAUCAAGCAGCUGAUGAUCGACCGCAUUCCCAAAGGUCAUGACAUUGACUCCAUGAUGGCACAAGCUCAUGCUGUGGAGCAAGAGGUGAGGAAGAAGACCCUGGAAAAUGCUCGUCUCAUGUUGGAGAUCGAUAAUGCUAAACUGGCUGCUGAUGACUUCAGAAUCAAAUGGGAGACUGAGAUGGUGAUGUGUCAGUCCGUGGAGCGAGACUGCGUUGCUCUGAAAAAGGCAAAAACCGACCAUGAGCAGAUCAUCGCCUCUCUGAGAGGAGACCUGGACAGCCUGAAAGAGGAACUUUACUUCCUCAAGAAAAACCAUGAGGAGGAAAUAGAGCAGAUGAGGUCUCGUAUUGCUCGGGAUGAGGUGAAUGUGGAGGUGGACUCUGCCAGUGGACCCGAGCUGGGCACCAUCCUAUCUGACCUGCGCUUGCAGUACGAGGGCAUCGUCAAGAAGAACAAGGAACAAGCAGAGCACUGGUACCGCAAGAAGCUGGAGACGGUGCAGAAUGAGGUGAAGGAGAGUAAUGAGGCUCUGAGGGGAGCUCAGGGUGAGCUGGUGGAGAGGCAGCGCUUCCUGCAGACCCUGGAGGUGGAGCUGGAGAGUCUGCACAAACAGAUCGCAGCGCUGGAAGGUAACCUGGGUGAAACAGGUGUGAAAUACUCUACUGAGAUGGAGCGGCUGCAGAGCACCCUGAGCCAGCUGGAGGAUGACCUCUCCCAGCUCAGGCUGGACAUGCAGCGCACCAAGACCGACUAUGAGCAGCUCCUUCGCAUCAAGCAGAACCUGGAGAUGGAGAUCGCCACCUACAGGCGUCUGCUGGAGGGAGAGGAAACAGUCAAGGAGGUUGCUCCUCCACCAAAGAAGGAGCCUGAUGUUCGCACCAGGAAGAUUGUGAAGGUGGUGACUCAGACAAUGAUCAAUGGCAAAGUGGUGGACGAAUCCAGCGAGGUGGAGCAGAUCGAGGAGACCAAGAAAUAAGUAGAGGAGCAAAGAUGUGAAGAUAUUAGAAAUGAUUGGACAGAAAGUAGCUCAAAAUGACAACAGGGUUUGCAGAGAGAGAGAGUGAGGAAUAAUAGAAGGGAUUUGUGUAAGAGUAUAUUUCACAAGCAAUGGAGCGUCAUUCCUGUAACAUCAUAUUGAACAGGGUAUCUUGGGGGUCAUUAUCUGGCUUGUAAUAUUUUGUGUUUUUAGAGAAAGUUUUCCUUCACUUGACUUGGGUAUGCCCAGCACUGCUGUACUCUAGCUUUACAUGCUUAUACUAAUUUUGAAUAGUCAUGUAUGUUUGUGUGGGUUGUAGCAUUAGACUAACCUUCUUCUCAUUACUUUACUAAUAGAAUGCUUUGUGGCUUAAGGGGAUAUUUAUUUCUUAGUGUGGAAAAGAUUACUUAAGUAAAUGUAAUACAUCUCAA
Molecule: messenger RNA, 3366 nt
Organism: Notolabrus celidotus (New Zealand spotty)
Lineage: Eukaryota; Metazoa; Chordata; Actinopteri; Labriformes; Labridae
Exons: 11
Coding region: 1652-2935 (427 amino acids)
Molecular function (GO): structural molecule activity
Source: RefSeq, a predicted model, not a curated record